AUGCAUACUACACCGUGCAAGAAGAUCAAACAACUCAAACCAACUGAGCUUUCAACAUUUCAGCUUACUCUCACAAACUCUGCUACUACAUCUCCUUUCACUUCUAAUACUGUCGCAGCUCGCCCUCGGAAGCAGCGACAGGCUAGUUUCAAGACCAGGAAAACCACCGCAGAGGCCAAGGAUACCGAAGGGCUUAAACACUGGAAGACUCCGGCGAAAAAGAACGGAAAAGCUACAGAACUACAAGAGGGAUGGUAAAGAUUGUCAAUGCCUUGAAAUUACCUCAGAUCAGCAGACGACUACUCGGUUUUUCCAAAGCAUAGCGGCAGCUAACGGAAACCGCAACAUCUUCGAAAUCUUGCCGCCCGAGCUUAUCCUCCGGGUCCUUCUCUUCAUAGAAGGAUGGGAUCUUAGAAGGAUCAACAUUGUGUGUAUUAAGCUCACUAACCGAGCUGCUACUAAAU
This is a messenger RNA of Blastomyces gilchristii SLH14081, 464 nucleotides long. RefSeq lists its product as uncharacterized. NCBI's taxonomy places the organism in Eukaryota, Fungi, Ascomycota, Eurotiomycetes, Onygenales, Ajellomycetaceae. The transcript is spliced from 2 exons. The record is from RefSeq and is a predicted model, not a curated record. The coding region runs from base 1 to 258 and encodes 85 amino acids.